AGAGCUUCGAGGUGAUUGAUUAUGAUUGAGUGAUUGAUUAUAUUUACAGAUCAUGCAAUUUUUAGUUAUCUAGCUGUAUAUCGAGUGGAAACUUUACCACACCAUGAGGCAAAUGGGCAAAAGCAGCAGACAGAAGUACAGGCAGGAAAUAGGGCAGCCCUGUAGUGUCGUCAUCACACACGCGCCGUUAGGACUAUCGGCUGAAUGACUGAGGCGCGUAAGCAGCAACGCACCUGUAGUUCAUGGCAUGAGGUGUUUAUAGCUGAAAAGUCAGGCAUUUUUAUACUUUAUUGUGUUUGAAACAUUGUUCCCUGAUGGAGGAGGUAGACGUCGAGCCGGCAAUCACUAAUAUUCCUGCAGCCAGUGAUGGGAAGCAUUUGGGAUUUGCGUGGGGUCCUGGUGAUAUCCUUGCGUAUGAGACCCUUUACAAAGCAUCAGGUGCUAAAGGGUCAGGUUGCUCCUUCAUCCAUGAGGUUAGGAAAGACGAGGAUAUAUAUUCCCCUAUUUUACGCAAGCUCUUCAAUGAGUCGCAUCACAUCUUUGUUGGCCUGCAAACGAUCAGAGAAGACCUUCCCAGCAAGAACAAAAAACCACAAUUUGUCAGCAUCAGUAAAAACUACAGAUCUGUGAUACGAGCUUGUAUGGAAGAACUUCAGCAAGUUGCAGUUUCUACCAAAGAUGCACAAGUGGCCAUGCAGUAUGGAAAUCAGGUUUCCAUUCUGUUGGCCAUAGAGCUGAUCUGGAAUCUGUGUGAAGUGCUGUUCAUUGACGCUGCUCCUGCGGGUUCACUGUUGCUCCACCUUCUGGACUGGGUAAGGUUACACAAGGCUGAUGUGGAUGAGAAGGCCAGAGAGGUGCUGCAAAGCGAGAGCCCUGCUGAGCACCACGACUACUGGGAUGUGGUGGUGAGUUAUGUGCUGCAAGGCAGGUUGGAAGAAGCCAGACAGAUGCUGAUGAAGCAGGCCCCCCUACAGCCUGCUGCCAGAAAUAUGUACAAACUGAUGGACACUCUGCUCAGCAAAAUGCCCUUCUACAAUCCUGGUGGCACCCAGACGUUAACAGAGUUUGAUGUAAAGUGGAGACACUGGCACGAGGAGGUGGACCGCUGCCUACAGGACAACUCGUUUGCCAGCAACCAACACCUGGAGCUCAUCUGCAAGAUCCUAGUGGGGGAUGAAGACACGUUGCUUGAUCACAAGGAAUUGCUGAGCACCUGGUACCACUUCCUGGUUACUAGACUGCUGUUCUGCCACCCCACAGUCAAACCCACUGAGUUACAUUACUAUGCACAGUCAUGCAUGACCAUGUUUCUGGACUCGAGGAGCGUCCCAGAGCCACUGGACAGCAUCUUACUGGCUGCCUUUGAGUUUGACAUUCAUCAGGUCAUCAAAGACUGCAGCAUUGCUCUCAACAACUGGUGGUUUGUGGCCCAUUUGACAGAUCUCUUGGAUCACUGCAAACUCCUGCAGUCUCACAACCUACACUUCGGCUCCAACCUGAGGGAGUUUCUCCUGUUAGAAUAUGCAUCUGGUCUCUUCACUCAUCACAGUCUGUGGCAGUUGGCUGUGGACUACUUUGACCACUGCCCAGAGUUUGGCCGUGUCUACCUGGAGCUGCAGAUUGAGCGUGUUCCUUUAGACACAGAGCGCAAAGCCCUCAAGGUGCUCAGGAUCUGUGAGCAGAGACAAAUGUCAGAACAAGUGCGCAGUAUCUGUAAGAUCAUGGCUAUGCGGGCUCUAAGGAACAACAGACUGGGCUCUGCUCUGUCCUGGAGCAUCAGGGCCAAAGAUGCUGCCUUUGCCACCCUCAUUUCAGAGAGGUUCUUGCAGGAUUACUGUGCUAAAGGGACCUUCUCUGAUCUUGACCUGAUAGACAACUUGGGCCCAGCAAUGCUGCUCAGCGACAGGCUCACUUUCCUUGGAAAGUACCGUGAGUUCCACAAGUUGUACGGGGAGAAGCGCUUCAGGGAGGCAGCUAAGCUGCUCCUCUCCCUCAUGACGGCCAAGAUCGCCCCCCGGAGCUUCUGGAUGACUCUGCUGACUGACGCUCUGCCGCUGCUGGAGCAGAAAGAGGUGAUCUUCUCAGCGGACCAAACCCACGAGCUUAUGUUCUGUUUAGAGGAGCUCACCUCCUCACUGAACACCACAGCUCCCGGCACAGACAGGCCCAUGCAGGAGGAAGACAUAGAGCUGACCAAAGUGGAGCUCCUGCGACUUGCUCUGGCCAGGAACCUGGCUAUGGCUAUAGUCAAAGAGGGAACAGUGGAAACAUAAAUGGAGACAUUAAAAAGAAAGCUCUUCUUUUGCAUUUUUGUAUUGUAUAUAAAAUUCAAGUAAUCAAAAUGUGCUCUUUGAUAAUAAAACUUGAUGUACA
This is a messenger RNA of Seriola dumerili (greater amberjack), 2373 nucleotides long. RefSeq names its product nucleoporin 85 (gene nup85). Gene Ontology annotation, molecular function: structural constituent of nuclear pore. Bases 315 to 2273 code for a protein of 652 amino acids. NCBI's taxonomy places the organism in Eukaryota, Metazoa, Chordata, Actinopteri, Carangiformes, Carangidae. Gene Ontology annotation, biological process: mRNA export from nucleus; protein import into nucleus; positive regulation of DNA-templated transcription. The record is from RefSeq and is a predicted model, not a curated record. Gene Ontology annotation, cellular component: nuclear pore outer ring. The transcript has 19 exons.